This is a messenger RNA of Penicillium concentricum, 3525 nucleotides long. RefSeq lists its product as uncharacterized. The record is from RefSeq and is a predicted model, not a curated record. The transcript is spliced from 13 exons. Gene Ontology annotation, biological process: transmembrane transport. The coding region runs from base 1 to 3525 and encodes 1174 amino acids. Gene Ontology annotation, cellular component: membrane. Gene Ontology annotation, molecular function: ATP binding; ABC-type transporter activity; ATP hydrolysis activity. NCBI's taxonomy places the organism in Eukaryota, Fungi, Ascomycota, Eurotiomycetes, Eurotiales, Aspergillaceae.
AUGCUAAUAUAUGGUUUAGCCAAUCUCGACACAAAAUGGACGCUUCCAUAUGCAUUAGCGAAGUGCCUCAAGGGUCCAUUUCUGUCACCGAUACUUCCACGCGUAUUUCUCAUCUUAUUCACAUACUUGCAGCCCAUCUUCAUUGGAAAAGCAAUACGAUUUGUCAAUGGCACCUCUCAGACUAUUCUCGUUGGAAAUAGUGGCCUUCCAUUGAUGCUUUUUGCUGCAAUGUUGUACAUGGGAAUGGCGGUAUCGGCGGCAAUCUAUCAACAUCGAAUCAAUAGGCUGCGCGUUAUGGUUCGAGGGGCAUUGGUUGGUCUCAUUCACAACCAGUGCCUUAAUCUGCCAAAUGAAAAAUCCCAAGACUCAUCCGCAUUGGCAUUGAUUAGCUCAGAUAUUGACAGCAUCGACUCUGUGGGUGAGAUUAUCCACGAGACCUGGGCCCGGCUCAUAGAGUUAGCUACCGGGACAGUGCUAUUGGCCGCUCAGAUCCAAUGGUUCGCAAUUCUACCAUUCAUUAUAAUCUUCGGAUGCUCGCGAAUGAGUGCGUAUGUUGCAAAGCACUUGGAGAAUAGACAGAAAGCCUGGAACGAGGCAACGCAGGUCCGUCUCGCCGCAACAACCGCAACUAUAGAAGGUAUCAAGAGCUUGAAGAUGAUGGGUAUGGAGGAUGCAAUCAAGUCUCAGGUAUUGCAUUUGCGAAGCAAUGAGAUUCAAAUGUCAAAGCGCCUACGAUGGAUUGUGGUCGCCUACAAUGCGAGUGCAAAUGCACUUGGAAUAAUCGCUCCAGUACUGACUCUCAUUCUAUUCUUGUCGUCCCAAAGCGAUCGAAUGCAUGCCGAUCAAACCUUUCCAGCUCUUGCUCUUCUAGCUAUGGUGACACAUCCAGCCAACAUGGUGAUGACUCUUAUUCCACAGGCCAUCUCUGUUAUGGCAAACUUCGAUCGUAUCCAGAAUUUUAUUAGCCAACCGUCUAUCCAGGAGACGCGAGAAGUCUCUCAGGGAGACAGUUUUCAACAAUUUGUUUCAAUACAAAACCUAACGGUAGCACCCCCUGCAGUAUACCAUCCCAUACUCCGCGAUGUCAAUUUAGCAAUGACAAGAGGAGAAAUUGUGACUUGCGCCGGCGCCGUUGGAAGCGGGAAGACAACGUUAGCAAUGGCUGUUCUUGGAGAAGCCACUGGUACCACUGGCUCGAUCUGUCUAUCUUCCAAGGAGAUUGCAUAUUGCGCUCAAGAGCCGUGGUUGCCUAGCAUCACGAUCCGUGAAGCUAUAUCAGGACAUACUGUUGAUCUAGAUACCGAAUGGUAUAAUACUGUGAUCGAAGCCUGCGGUUUGGUGCCGGAUUUACAUUCCCUUGUCGCUGGUGAUAUGGCUCUGAUAGAUAAUAAUGGGAUGAAUCUCUCUGGUGGGCAAAAGCAGCGUAUAGCUUUGGCCCGAGCAGUAUACUCGAAAUAUAGAAUCCUUGUCCUAGACGAUCCGUUCAGUGCUCUUGAUGAAGCUGUCGCUGAUCACAUCGUGCAAAGGCUGUUGGGCCCACGAGGUCUGAUUCGAAAAAUGGCGACUACGGUGCUUUUGGUCAACAACUCUAACCGAGUCCUGGUCCUGCAGGAAUCAAGGCUACAUCAUCAAACACACCUUCAAGAUUCGAAAGCAGCUUCCGGAGUUCUUACACUGCCUGCAAAUAUCUCCCACACUCAAAAUCCACCGAAGGCGACUGGAGGGUUUGGAAAGAGCCGGACACUACAUCUAAGCGAGGCGGAAGAUGAUAGCUCUCGGAGGACUGGGGAUAUCGCAAUAUAUGGGUAUUAUAUCAACGCAAUCGGCCGGUCGAACGCUCUUCUUUUGAUUGCCUGUACGGCCGGUUUUUCAUUUUGUUCUACAUUUGCUCAGUAUGUUCUCAAAUGGGCGACAGAAUCGCCUCCAGACAGAUUAAACACAUAUAUGUCUCUAUAUGCCGCAAUCUCGUUCACGGGGUGGGUGGCAACUAGUGGUACUGCGUGGGCCGCUCAAAUGAAAGUUGCUAUCAGGUCAGGGGCAUUUUUACACGCACAGCUUCUUGAUCGAAUCCUUAAGGCGCCUCUAUCUUACUUCACUGGAACUGAUAUCGGUGUCAUUGUGAACAGGUUUGGGCAGGACAUAAACCUCGUGGAUAAGCAACUUCCUCCAACGCUGGCAAAUCUCAAUACCCAAAUCUUCAAGCUGUUGAUGCAGUUGGUGCUGCUAAUAAAGAUCCGACCAAUGAUGACUCUCACUGUGCCAGUCUGCGCCAUAUGCGUUUAUAUCAUCCAGCGUAUCUAUCUUCGGACAUCGCGACAACUACGCUUCCUUGAGCUAGAGUCAAAAUCAUCUUUGUUCACGAACUUUCUAGACACAGCAAAUGGCAUCGUGACAAUCCGAGCCUUUGGGUGGAAAGACAAAUUCGAGAACGAGAAUGUGCAAGCCUUGGACCUGUCUCAAAAGCCUUUCUAUCUCCUUCUCUGCCUACAGUGCUGGCUAAAGGUGAUACUAGAUUGUAUUAUGACGGGUUUUGCAGUCAUUCUGAUUGCGUUCACUAUCUCUUAUCGAAACACCACGGCGGGUGCCGAUCUUGGUUUGGCUCUUAACUUGAUAAUCGUCGCAAACACCACGCUACUAAAGCUUGUACAGUCCUGGACGGCCCUUGAGACUUCUUUGGGGGCGAUUGCUCGAUUGAAAAGCGUCCAAGACUGUCUACCAACUGAAGACAGCGCCGGGCAUACUCUUGACCCUGGCCUGCGAUGGCCCUCUUUUGGAAACCUGCAGGUGAACGACAUAUCAGUCGGCUAUUCGAAUUCUUCGCCACCUACCUUGCACAACGUAUCUCUCACAGUCAAGCCUGGACAAAAGACCGUUCUCGUAGGUCGAACAGGGAGUGGUAAAAGUACAUUGAUGCUUUCCUUACUACAACUUCUCGGGCCCAGUCAGGGAUUCACUUUGAUCGACGACAUCAACGUCACGCAUGUGUGCCCGAGAACGGUGCGAAAACGAGGGUUCAUUGCAGUGCCACAAGAUGGAUUGACAAUUUCAACGGCUAGUCUACGCUUUAAUCUAGAUCCUUAUCACACGAGCUCAGAGCAAGAAAUAUCCCUAAGUCUCCAAAGGACAGGUCUUUGGGAUAAGAUCCAUUCAAUAGCUGGUUCGGCCGAGAAGGUAGGCACGAGCCGCAAAAUUCAAAACCUGCUCGAUCUUCCCAUGUCAUCAUUUCUGCCAUUCUCGGCUGGACAACUGCAAUUAUUUGCCUUAAGUCGAACACUGCUCCGAGUCUGGUCAUCCGCGCCACACAAGCCGAUUGUUAUUUUGGAUGAAGUCAGCUCUUCGUUAGAUUCAGAAACAGAGUCUGUUCUGAUAGAUAUCAUUCGGGACGAUCUCCGAGAUUACACUGUUGUGAUUAUUGCGCAUCGUGUUGCUGGUAUCAUGGGUGCUAUGAGACCUGGGAUUGACGCAAUUGCCACCAUGAAAGAUGGCAGGCUGCAGACUGUGUCUUUUAUUGACAGCUCUGGUUGA